AUGCAGCGCGUAGCUAGAAGACCAAAACUCUCUAAGUGUACCAUGGGAAGUGCCCAGCGCGUAGCUAGAAGACCAAAACUCUCUAAGUGUACCAUGGGAAGUGCCCAGCGCGUAGCUAGAAGACCAAAACUCUCUAAGUGUACCAUGGGAAGUGCCCAGCGCGUAGCUAGAAGACCAAAACUCUAUAAGUGUACCAUGGGAAUUGCCCAGCGCGUAGCUAGAAGACCAAAACUCUAUAAGUGUACCAUGGGAAGUGCCCAGCGCGUAGCUAGAAGACCAAAACUCUCUAAGUGUACCAUGGGAAGUGCCCAGCGCGUAGCUAGAAGACCAAAACUCUCUAAGUGUACCAUGGGAAAUGCCCAGCGCGUAGCUAGAAGACCAAAACUCUCUAAGUGUACCAUGGGAAGUGCCCAGCGCGUAGCUAGAAGACCAAAACUCUCUAAGUGUACCAUGGGAAGUGCCCAGCGCGUAGCUAGAAGACCAAAACUCUAUAAGUGUACCAUGGGAAGUGCCCAGCGCGUAGCUAGAAGACCAAAACUCUCUAAGUGUACCAUGGGAAGUGCCCAGCGCGUAGCUAGAAGACCAAAACUCUCUAAGUGUACCAUGGGAAAUUUCCAGCGCGUAGCUAGAAGACCAAAACUCUAUGUGUACCAUGGGAAAUGCCCAGCGCGUAGCUAG
This is a messenger RNA of Mya arenaria, 678 nucleotides long. RefSeq lists its product as uncharacterized. Lineage: Eukaryota; Metazoa; Mollusca; Bivalvia; Myida; Myidae. The transcript has a single exon. The coding region runs from base 1 to 678 and encodes 225 amino acids. The record is from RefSeq and is a predicted model, not a curated record.